CACGGUUUUCGACAAUAGGAGAGAAACGACCUCGAAACUACAUUUCCACCAUUUUCAGCGCCGUUGACAGUGCUUGCAUCAGCGUGUACAGCAGUCACCGGCAGAGUUAUCACUGGCCACUUGUGUUCUUCAGAGUUAAAAAAGUAUUAACAUUAGUUAAGUCCGCGAGCCGUUACUCAGCAUAGGAGCUGUCAACGACCAGAUGAAGCUGUUUGUAAGUGAAGGUAACCCGCACUGCCUGAAGGUGUUAGCCGCGCUGGAUGUCUCUGGAGUUCAAUGCAGUGUUCAGUUUGUCAACCACGAAGAGAAAGUGGUGCCCUUCUUAAGCCGUCCAGCUCUGCCAGCCCUACUUUUACCCAGUGGACAAUUCCUCUUCAGCUCCAAUGCCAUUUGCAGAUACCUUUUUGAGCUAAAUGGACACGAAUCCAGUGAGUCUUGCAAUCAGUGGCUUGAGUGGGAGGCCACAGUUCUUCAGCCUGCACUGCUGCGAGCAUUUCACGUGGCAGUGCUGCAGGGAAAGAGAUCAGAGGUGACCCAGGUCCUGAAGGGGCCCUUAAACUUCUUCGACCAGAGCUUAAGCAAAGGGAACCUGCCAUAUAUAACAGGGGAAGAGCUUUCACUUGCUGAUGUUGUUUUGUGGGCUGCACUCCACCCUGUUUUAUCGGAGGCUACACUCGUGUCAGAUGAACACAAGUCUGUGAGGACUUGGUUUGACCGUGUGGCUGCUUUGCACAGUUGUCAGUCGGCUGCUCAGAAAGUGCUGCAGGGAAAAGGCCUUCAGGCCAUGAAGAGCUUCAUGCAGAGGCAGCCUGCACCUCAGAGCAGCCAGUGCAGAGACUCGCCGCCAUGCAACAGCAACCCUGCUGAGUGUGAAGAAGGUGAGCGUGCUGUGUCAGAGGAAGAGAUGGCGGCAGCUGCUCUCACCUGGAGUAAAGGUUUGAACACCUGCUCUCCCGUAACAGCGAAACCACACCCCAUUUUGCCACAGGAGGGAAGGCGAAAUAUCCUUGUGACCAGUGCCUUGCCAUAUGUAAACAACGUCCCCCACCUCGGUAACAUCAUUGGCUGCGUGCUCAGCGCCGACGUCUUCUCCAGGUAUGGCCGCCUGCGGGGCUGGAAUCUGCUGUUUGUGUGUGGCACAGACGAGUACGGCACGGCUACAGAGAACAAGGCCAGGGAGGAGGGCUUGACACCCCAGCAGAUCUGCGACAAGUACCACGCUGUUCACUCCAGCAUCUACAAGUGGUUCCAGAUCGACUUUGACUUUUUUGGCAGAACCACUACGGAGAAGCAGACAGAGAUAGCUCAGAAUAUUUUCUGGCGUCUCCAAAAGAACGGAUACCUCGUAGAGGACACGGUUGAGCAGUUACGCUGUGAAAGCUGCCAGCGUUUCUUGGCUGACCGCUUUGUGGAAGGCGUGUGUCCCCACUGCAGCUACCCAGAAGCUCGCGGCGAUCAGUGUGACAAAUGCGGCCGCCUAAUUAAUGCAGUGGAGCUCAGGGAACCCCAGUGUAAGGUGUGCAAGCAGACCCCAGUAAUCCGCACCUCCAAACAUCUUUUCCUGGACCUGCCUAAGCUAGAAACGCAGUUGGAGCAGUGGCUGGAUGAGUCCACCAGCACAGGUGAUUGGACAGCAAACGCCAAACAGAUCACACGGUCCUGGCUACGGGAUGGACUCAAGCCUCGCUGCAUCACCAGGGACCUGCAGUGGGGAACACCAGUACCUCAUCCUGACUUCAAAGAGAAGGUGUUCUAUGUGUGGUUUGACGCCCCUAUUGGUUAUCUGUCCAUUACUGCCAACUACACCAAUGAAUGGGAAAAGUGGUGGAAAAAUCCUCAUCAGGUGGAGCUGUACAACUUCAUGGCCAAAGACAAUGUCCCAUUCCACAGUGUGGUGUUCCCCUGCUCUCUACUGGGAGCGCAGGACAACUACACUCUGGUCAACCACCUAGUUGCCACGGAAUAUCUGAAUUACGAGGACACAAAGUUUUCCAAGAGUCGCGGAGUGGGAGUGUUUGGAGACAUGGCCAAGGACACGGGCAUCCCAUCUGACGUGUGGCGUUUCUAUCUCCUCUACGUGCGCCCCGAGGGACAAGACUCUGCUUUUUCUUGGGCUGACAUGGCUUUGAAGAACAACUCUGAGUUGUUAAACAACCUGGGGAAUUUCAUCAACAGAGCUGGCAUGUUUGUUACUAAGUUCUUUGAGGGGUGUGUGCCGGCCAUGGAGCUACAGCAGGAGGAUAAAAAGCUCUUGGCCAUGGUGGGCUGGGAGCUGAAGCAGUACCUCCAGCUCAUGGACAAAGUCAAAAUCCGAGAUGCCCUUAAACACAUCCUGAAUAUUUCUCGUCAUGGCAACCAGUACAUUCAGGUCAAUGAGCCCUGGAAGAGGAUUAAGGGAGGAGACUCCGAAAGGCAGCGUGCUGGCACUGUGACUGGUGUCUCCGUGAAUAUCGCCUGCCUGCUGUCCGUAAUGCUCUUGCCUUAUAUGCCAGCGGUCAGCCAGACCAUCAGGGAUCAACUCAAUGCUCCUCCGUCUUGUGUCAAUACCAUGCUACAAGGCUCCGGGACCUUUGUAUGUGCCCUGAGUGCAGGCCACCGCAUCGGCGCAGUCAGUCCGUUAUUCCAGAAACUGGAGGCAGACCACAUUGAGUCUUUGAAGAAGAGAUUUGGCGGGCAGCAGCCUGAAGAUGAACCAUCUAAUAAGAAGACGACACAACAGAGCGCCGCCGGCUCUCAGCCCGCCGCUGCUCCGGCUCCCGCUGUCGCUGUCGAAGCCACACCGGUGGUCGGAGCGGACCCCGAGAAAGCAAAGCAGCUCGCAAAGGCUGUGACUGAACAGGGAGACAAGGUUCGAGCACUCAAGGCCCAGAAGGCAGAGAAAGAUGUGAUCACAACAGAGGUGUCCAAACUGUUGGAACUGAAGAAACAACUGGCUCUUGCGGAGGGGAAAAGCCCAGAGCCUGCACCUCAGAAGGGCAAGAAGAAGUGAGAGGGAAGCAAAAAGGGAAAAAUCAAGAUUAGUCAGACGAAGGAAAGACUACAAUGGUUGGAGGUAUGAUGGUGGUGAAUGGGAACAAGAUGUACACUAAGAGAUGAGGGUAUUAGCUUAAGGCAAAGCCGUGACAGGAUCUAAGACAAUGUGGUGUUGGCACCAAGGACUAAUGAAAUGCUGGAUAGGCCGACGGGGAAAGGAAAACACACAAAGAGGCAGUCAAAUGAACACAGCUACAGAAUGAAGGGAUUUUUCCAAAUCCCUACACCAAAAGAAACUGAUUUUAUACUCUCCCUAUGAUAAAGUCAGCAUAUAAUAUUGGCAUUGCAAGGUGUGUUGCACAUCUAAAGAUUUUUUUAUAUCCUCUGGAUUUCUUUUUUGCUACAAAUACCCUUUUUGGAUCCAUAAAAUAAAGUGAUUUAGGUUGAGCGAAAAAAAAUGUCUGUACUCCCCCACCUUUGUUUUUCUCACCCUUCUUUGUUCUUUUUCUUGAAAAAAAUCCAAACAAAAAAAGUGGCUUGAACAGCUGAACAAUUAAAAAAAAAAACAUUACAA
This is a messenger RNA of Menidia menidia (Atlantic silverside), 3547 nucleotides long. Lineage: Eukaryota; Metazoa; Chordata; Actinopteri; Atheriniformes; Atherinopsidae. The record is from the annotation of a GenBank genome assembly.